CAAAUAUGAAAACUAAAAUUAAGAAAUAGCCUCGAACGUUCUCUCUCCCUCUCUCAAGGUACACACACUAUUUUCCUUUUUCUGUAAGGAUUCUGUUUUUCACGAUGUCAUGUCUCCUCUUUACUCUCGUUCGAAUCUCUUCUGUCUAGCGAAUUCCUUGUCUUCCUGUUCCUUGUCUUGUUGCUUUCAUAUCCAAAUAGAUGGAGAAGGGGGAAUCAACAAGCACGUCUUACUCCGACACCAACGGCUCAAACGAACCAGAUCACGACUUUGAAUGCAACAUCUGCUUCGAGUUAGCUCAAGACCCCAUCGUCACUCUCUGCGGCCACCUCUUCUGCUGGCCUUGCUUGUACCGUUGGCUUCACCACCACUCACACUCCCAAGAAUGCCCUGUCUGCAAAGCUCUCGUCCAAGACGACAAGCUCGUGCCUCUCUACGGCCGCGGCAAGAACCAGACCGACCCUAGGACCAAGCGUUACCCCGGGAUGCGGAUUCCGAACCGACCAGCUGGUCAGAGACCCGAGACCGCCUCUCCUCCUCCUCCUCAGAACGACGCGGCGAGUAACUUUUUCAACUACGGGAUUGGUUUGAUGGGUGGGUUUAUGCCGAUGGCGACGACUAGGAUUGGGAACUUCAGCUUUGGGGUUGGUGGGUUGUUGCCUUCUUUGUUUAACUUUCAGUUCCAUGGGUUUCCUGACGCGGCCCUCUAUGGAACCGCGCCUGGUUACCCUUUUGGUGGUUACCAUAACGGUUUCCGUGGAGUUCCUGGUGGUAACAAUGAACCGACGACGCAUGGUGGAGGGCACCCAAGCGAUGCAGCUCUGAAGAAUAUCCUCAUUGUCGUUGGAAUCUGCGUGUUCUUGUUCCUUUUAUUGUGAAAACAGUUUGGUUUUUUUUUUACUAUCCAGACAACAAAUGUCAAUAGAUAGUGGAGAUUUGCUUUAGGGAUGUUCCAUUUGAUAGUGCAGACAAGAACACAAUGAUCUGUUUAUGGCUGGUGCUGUGUUGGGGACCUAUUCUUAUAAAUUUAUAAGAGUAAAGAUGUUGGAAGUAUUUGUAUUAGACUCGGCAUAAGAAUUAUGUUACAAGAUACUAUCAUUUGCUAUCUCUUGUCUAAACUAUAAUAGAAAUAAUGUAUUCAUAGAGUUAAAGCUAAUUU
Molecule: messenger RNA, 1159 nt
Organism: Brassica oleracea var. oleracea
Lineage: Eukaryota; Viridiplantae; Streptophyta; Magnoliopsida; Brassicales; Brassicaceae
Product: E3 ubiquitin-protein ligase RNF185
Exons: 3
Coding region: 201-878 (225 amino acids)
Biological process (GO): ubiquitin-dependent protein catabolic process
Cellular component (GO): endoplasmic reticulum
Molecular function (GO): ubiquitin-like protein conjugating enzyme binding; ubiquitin protein ligase activity
Source: RefSeq, a predicted model, not a curated record